Messenger RNA from Scylla paramamosain (green mud crab), 3276 nucleotides. It is a transcript of the gene Psa, whose product is annotated as puromycin-sensitive aminopeptidase-like. Gene Ontology annotation, biological process: proteolysis; peptide catabolic process. Gene Ontology annotation, molecular function: zinc ion binding; metalloaminopeptidase activity; peptide binding. Gene Ontology annotation, cellular component: cytoplasm. The transcript is spliced from 16 exons. The coding region runs from base 138 to 2516 and encodes 792 amino acids. Lineage: Eukaryota; Metazoa; Arthropoda; Malacostraca; Decapoda; Portunidae. The record is from RefSeq and is a predicted model, not a curated record.
CGGGCGGGAGGGGUGGGGGGAAUUUGGUCGCUUUGGUCGCCUGCCAGCUGCAGUAGUGGCCAGCGGUACAGUGAGUGACUCAGCAGUAGCAGCACAGCACCAGCCUUGACAGUGAACCGUUCUUGUCAACCACUACCAUGCCAGAACCGAAGCCCUUUGAACGCCUGCCAGGCAACAUUAAACCCUUGCACUACAACAUCACUUUGCAGCCCAACCUUGUGAAGUGUGUGUUUCAUGGCUCAGAGGAGAUUGACAUAGAGAUAAAGGAAGCUACAAAGCAGGUCAAGUUCAAUACAUUGGAUUUGACUUUGCGUGAUGUAAAGAUCAGGCUUCCAUCAGGAGAAGACCUUGUUCCAGCAUCAACUGAGAUUUCAACAGCUAAUGAGAUGGCUAUUCUUACCUUUGAUGAAACUUUGCCCAUUGGAACAGCCAAGUUGAGUCUAUCUUUUGAUGGAGAGCUAAAUGACAAGAUGAAAGGAAUGUACAGAAGCAAAUAUACCUCGGUGUCUGGUGAAGAACGGUACUCAGCUGUCACCCAGUUUGAGGCAACAGAUGCUCGCCGCUGCUUUCCUUGCUGGGAUGAGCCUGCACUCAAGGCUACCUUUAGCAUGACAUUGAUUGUUCCCCAUGACCGUGUUCCACUUUCUAACAUGCCAGAAAUUUCAAGGAAACCACAUGAAUCUGAUCCUAACCUUCAAGUGGUGAAAUUUGGCACAUCUCCAUUGAUGUCAACCUAUUUGGUGGCUGUUGUGGUUGGAGAGUAUGACUUUGUAGAAGAUACUUCAGCAGAUGGCAUAAAGGUGCGUGUAUACACCCCAGUUGGCAAGCAAGAGCAAGGCAAAUUUGCUCUGGAUGUAGCCACUAAAGUGCUCCCCUACUACAAGGAAUACUUCAGUAUUGCGUAUCCCUUACCCAAGAUUGAUCUUAUUGCCAUAGCAGACUUCUCUGUUGGUGCCAUGGAAAACUGGGGACUAGUUACCUACAGAGAGACUUGCCUUCUGGUGGAUCCCCACAACACCAGUGCCAGCCAGCGGCAGUGGAUUGCACUGGUGGUGGGACAUGAAUUGGCUCAUCAGUGGUUUGGUAACCUUGUUACUAUGGAAUGGUGGACUCAUCUGUGGCUGAAUGAAGGCUAUGCAACCUUCGUGGAGUUCCUAUGUGUGGAUCACCUGUUUCCUGAGUAUGACAUCUGGACGCAGUUUGUGAGCAACACUUACAUCCGAGCCUUAGAGUUGGAUGGUCUAAAGAACUCACAUCCAAUUGAAGUACCUGUGGGUCAUCCGUCAGAGGUGGAUGAAAUUUUUGAUGACAUAUCUUAUAAUAAAGGGGCAUCAGUCAUCCGCAUGCUGCAUUGCUAUCUUGGUGACCAGGACUUCAGAGCAGGAAUGAACAAGUACCUGACAAGGCACCAGUAUGCAAACACCUACACGGAAGAUCUGUGGGCAGCCUUGAGUGAGGCUUCUAACAAGCCUGUUGGGGAAGUGAUGAGCACCUGGACCAAGCAGACUGGUUUUCCUAUGAUUUCUGUUAGUUCCCACCAGGAUGGAGACAACAGAGUGCUGUCUCUUACACAGCAGAGGUUUCUGGCUGAUGGAUCCACAGGAGACAACAACAUGUGGAUGGUUCCUAUCAGCAUCUCAACAGAGAAGAACCCAUCUAAAGUAGUGGAAGAAGUGUUACUGGAGGGAAAAACAACCAAGGUUGUUCUUGAUGGAAUUUCUUCUUGUACGUGGGUGAAACUCAAUCCUGGCACUGUUGGAUAUUAUAGGACACAGUAUCCUCCUGAAAUGCUUGCCCAGCUUAUUCCUGCAAUCCAGACUAAACAGCUCCCACCUCUUGACCGCCUGGGGAUUUUUGAUGAUCUCUUCUCCAUGGUGCAGGCUGGCCAUACCAGCACUGUGGAGGUCCUGAAAGUGCUACGAGCUUUUGAGGAUGAAACAGACUAUACUGUGUGGUCUGCCUUGCACAAUUGUGUGGCACGCCUCAAUCAGCUGCUGUCCCACACAGAUUUUCAUCAUAACUUUGCUGCCUUUGUUAGAAAUCUUUUCCGCAAGAUAAGCCAGCGACUAGGAUGGGAAGCUAAGCCUGGAGAAAAACACCUGGAUACCUUGCUGAGGUCAUUAGUAUUAGGACAGCUUGGUCUAUAUGGGGAAGAGUCUGUGGUUGCAGAGGCGAAGAAGCGACUGCUGGCCCAUGUGGCUAAUACUGUCACUCUGCCUGCUGACCUGCGCUCCCCUGUGUACAAGACUGUGGUUUCUCAAGCUGAUGAAAAGACAUAUGAGCAAAUGCUUAAGCUGUACCGUGAGGCUGACCUGCAUGAGGAAAAGGACCGCAUCUCUCGUUCACUCGGAGCCACCAGAGACCCCAACCUCAUUCAGCGUGUCCUGCAGUUUGCCAUGUCUAGUGAGGUGAGAAACCCAGGAUACCAUCUUUGUCAUCAUCAGUGUGGCAAUGACAGCUCCUGGCCGCUCUGCUGCAUGGGCUUUCUUCAAGAAGAAUCAUCAGGAGCUGCUUGACAGAUAUGAGGGUGGAUACCUGGUCACCCGAUUGAUACGAUACAUCACUGAAAACUUUGCCAGUGAAGAAAUGGCAGCUGAAGUUGAAAACUUCUUCCGGGACAAGCAGAUUCCUGGUACAGAGAGAACAGUACAGCAGAGCUUAGAAACCAUCAGGCUCAAUGCAGCCUGGCUGCAGCGUGACCAGGAUGCCAUCAAGAAGUAUCUGGCAGAGGCUGCAGAGUAAUGAAAAGUAUUGCAUCACACCUGCCACUGUGUCUCUAUCUCUAGAUGUCUGUCUCUGCCCCUGUAUACUCCAUUAUCUCUCUCUCUCUCUCUCUCUCUCUCUCUCUCUCUCUCUCUCUCUCUCUCUCUCUCUCUCUCUCUCUCUCUCUCUCUCUCUCUCUCUCUCUCUCUCUCUCUCUCUCUCUCUCUCUCUCUCUCUCUCUCUCUCUCUCUCUCUCUCUCUCUCUCUCUCUCUCUCUCUCAUUUACUCUGCUUUGAGCAGUCACUGUCCCCCUUGAGCAAGGGGAUGGGAUAUACUCAUUUGGUGUUUGAAGUGUGUGAGAUUCUAGCCUUACUUGUUGAUUGGUCUCUAAGAGCUCUAAGCUCUUUUCAUGAUGGUAACAGCUGGCAGUCACAAGUCCAGAACAUGAUCAAAACCAUGGUGGAUUACACACACACACACACACACACACACACACACACACACACACACACACACACACACACACACACACACACACACACACACACACACACACACACACACACACACACA